This is a messenger RNA of Toxotes jaculatrix (banded archerfish), 2246 nucleotides long. It is a transcript of the gene ccnyl1, whose product is annotated as cyclin Y-like 1. Lineage: Eukaryota; Metazoa; Chordata; Actinopteri; Toxotidae. The transcript is spliced from 10 exons. Gene Ontology annotation, molecular function: protein kinase binding; cyclin-dependent protein serine/threonine kinase activator activity. Bases 792 to 1829 code for a protein of 345 amino acids. The record is from RefSeq and is a predicted model, not a curated record. Gene Ontology annotation, biological process: regulation of canonical Wnt signaling pathway; regulation of cyclin-dependent protein serine/threonine kinase activity. Gene Ontology annotation, cellular component: plasma membrane.
UUUGUGAGCUCCGGCAACAGAUGGCGGAGGUAGCGGGGACGGUAUCCAGAACAAAUCUGACGGGGUGUAGGCACUAAUGGAGGAGUCCGGACCAGUUACCAGAGUUGGUUGUCUAAUGAAGAACCAGGAGGAGGCCUAGUCAUUCGGACCCCAUUGAGAAUUUCUUAUCAACGGUCUUGGAUUUUGCUCUUUUUUUGCCUUCGUUGUCUUCUGGAGGCCGCAGAAGCCUCGGGAUAUAUUUGGCGGCACACCGAGCCGAGUGCAAGAAGACAUCUGUGGGACUGUUUGGAAAGUGUCAUAAAAUGUAUUUGCCAGAAUCUGCCGGUUGGAGGUCCUAACGUAUUUAUUCCGCUGAGUCAGUUGUAGAUACAUGACAGCCAAAAGUGGAAUUGAUGUGGAGUAGAAGAAAGUUAACUAGUUAGCUAGCUUGCUCUAAUGCUAGUUAGCUAGCUAGCAGCGAAACUCUUGCAUGUUGAAUGAAUGAAUGAAUUGGCGACCACCUACAUAUAACUAGCAGCUGCUUGUUGUUAUUGCAGGAAUACAUCGAGUAUUUAAGAUAAGACGACACUUAUUUCCACGGCAAGUGAAACACUGUAUACCCACAAAUGGACAGGAAUGCGAUUCCUGGGAGUUGGACAGCGGCGAUUUAGCACACAAAGAUAGUGUUGUGUUAAUACUGACUACAGCCUGGUAAUGUUUUUGAGGCUGGGGGAAGCUGACUUUAGCUAGCUACAGAUAUUUGCACUGCAAGGACUUGGCUUCAACUACGUGAAGCUUACACCCGGUUUGGAAUGGGGAACACGGUAUCAUGCUGCGUCUCUCCCGAGUCGAGCCCCAAACUACCUUCGAGACAGCCGGUAGAGCGGCUGGAGGAGUUCCAGACCAGCACCGAAGUGAGCGAUGAUAACACCGUGCCCUACCUGCAGCAUAUAAGCGACAGAGAGGUCCCUGAUGAGCUGGCCUUGGAGUCUAACCCGUCGGACCACGCCCGAGCGAGCACCAUCUUCCUUAGCAAGUCUCAGACAGACGUGCGAGACAAGAGGAAAAGCAACCACAUAAAUCAUAUCAGUCAUGUAUCUCCUGGUCCACUGUCAAAGAAAUACAGCUCCUGUUCCACAAUCUUCAUAGAUGACAGCACCGUCAGCCAGCCAAACCUCAAAAGCACAAUCAAAUGUGUCACAUUAGCAAUAUACUACCACAUUAAAAACCGGGACUCAGACAGGUCACUGGACAUCUUUGAUGAGAAGUUGCACCCCUUAUCAAGAGAGCCAGUGCCAGAUGACUACACCUGCGCAGACCCGGAACACAAACUGAUCUAUCGCUUCGUCAGAACACUCUUCAGCGCUGCACAGCUCACCGCAGAAUGUGCCAUCGUCACACUUGUGUACUUGGAACGCCUGCUGACCUACGCUGAACUGGAUAUCUGCCCCGCCAACUGGAAGCGAAUCGUCCUGGGAGCCAUCUUGUUGGCUUCCAAAGUCUGGGAUGACCAGGCUGUGUGGAAUGUCGACUACUGCCAGAUCCUUAAAGACAUCACUGUGGAGGACAUGAAUGAGAUGGAGCGUCACUUCCUGGAACUUCUCCAGUUUAAUAUCAACGUGCCAGCCAGUGUCUAUGCCAAGUACUACUUUGAUCUACGGCAGCUGGCUGAUGACAACAACCUCAACUUCCCUCUGGAGCCUCUCAACAACCAGCGUGCCCAGAAACUAGAGGCCAUUUCAAGACUAUGUGAGGACAAGUACAAGGACCUGAGCCGAGCAGCAAUGAGACGAUCCUUCAGUGCAGACAACCUGAUAGGUAUACGACGCUCCAAUGCCGUGCUGUCGUAGGCCGGACUGCUGCCAUCUGCGCUCUUAUUUCCAAAGCCCAGCUGACCCACAGCCAGCCCCAGAUAAACACGGCCAACUCACUGGGUCGACACAGCCACACCAGGCAGGAUUCAGGCUUGAAAUGCUACUGUAUGGCCUACCCUAACGGUAAUUUGCAUUACAGCUGUAGAGCUGCAUGAUUGUGAAACCUAAAACUUUACCACACAUCUAUUGUUUUUACAAAUUCCCUAUUUAUUUCUUAAUCGUCCCUUUAUUUCCACAAUAGUGUUAAACAGGACCGGCUCUGAUGCAGUCGAUAUCUAAGGGGUGUAGUCUUGGGAUUGUUAUAAAAAUGUAAUUUUUGCAAAAAAAAAAAAUGUUUGAAUUAUUCCAUAAAGCCUUAAAGGAUGAGUCUGGUGUUAGUCUAUAUUUUGUCAU